GUGCGUGUCUCUCUCUUGUUACCACCACCUCCGCCUCGGAUCCCAAGCUUGGGCGGCGGCGGCGGCGGGCGGCGGCGGGUUUGGUGAGGGUGGGGAGCGAGGGGUUUUGGCGGCGGGGGGGGAAUGGGGACGGCGGGGAAGGGGGCGUGGGUGGUGCCGGCGCCGGCGUACAGGGAGGUGGAGGGCUGGGAGGGGGCCGGGGACGACGCGCCGGGGUUCAGGUGCGGCCACUCGCUGACGGCGGUCGCGCCCACCAAGGGUCACGGCCCGCGGCUCAUCCUCUUCGGCGGGGCCACCGCCAUCGAGGCCGGCGCAUCCUCAGGCAUGCCGGGCAUCAGGCUCGCGGGGGUGACGAACUCGGUGCACUCGUACGAUGUGGAGACGCGCAGGUGGACGAGAUUGCAUCCAGCUGGAGAGCCUCCGUCGCCGAGGGCUGCACAUGCUGCAGCUGCCGUAGGAACGAUGGUUGUUUUCCAGGGUGGUAUUGGACCAGCAGGGCACUCGACAGAUGAUCUCUACGUUCUUGACCUGACAAACGACAAGUUUAAAUGGCACAGGGUGGUUGUUCAGGGGGCUGGGCCUGGUCCUCGAUAUGGCCACUGCAUGGAUCUGGUAGCCCAACGUUACCUUGUGACCGUCUCAGGAAAUGAUGGAAAGAGAGUUUUAUCAGAUGCUUGGGCUCUGGACACAGCACAGAAACCAUAUAGGUGGCAGAAACUUAAUCCUGAUGGUGAUAGACCUUCAGCAAGAAUGUAUGCAACUGCCAGUGCACGCUCUGAUGGCAUGCUUUUACUUUGUGGCGGAAGGGAUGCUUCUGGGAUGCCACUUUCUGAUGCUUAUGGACUACUGAUGCAUACAAGUGGCCAGUGGGAGUGGACACUAGCUCCAGGGGUAUCUCCAUCUGCAAGAUACCAGCAUGCAGCGGUUUUCGUUGGUGCUCGGUUGCAUGUUACUGGUGGUGUCCUUAGAGGAGGGAGAGCCAUUGAGGGAGAGGGUGCAAUAGCAGUUCUGGACACUGCUGCUGGAGUUUGGUUGGAUAGAAAUGGCAUUGUGACCUCUCGCACAUUGAAGUCUUCACACGACCAUGACGCUUCUUCGGAUCUACUUCGUCGUUGUCGUCAUGCAGCUGCUUCUGUUGGAAUGCAGAUAUACAUUUACGGUGGUCUGAGAGGAGAUAUUCUCCUUGAUGAUUUUCUUGUUGCUGAGAAUGCACCUUUCCAAUCAGAAUUUAGUUCAUCUAUGUACGACAGAGUUCCAAGGGCCGAAAAUCAAAAUAGAAAUCACAGUUUUAAUUCAGAUUCUCUGACUACAAAUAACAGCAUGGACAAGAAGUCCAUUGACAUGUUGACAGAGGCCUCAGCUGCCGAAGCUGAAGCUGUUAGCGCUGCAUGGCAUGCUGCACAGGAAGCAUCUCAUGCAUCUUCAGAAGACAGCCUUUCGGAGGGAAUAGGAUCUGAGUCCCCACUCAGUGAAACUUCACCAAUGCCUGAGGAUGUAGAUGAUGGAGGCUCCCUAGAACCAGAUGUGAAGCUGCAUUCAAGAGCGGUUGUAGUUUCUAAAGAAGCAGUAGGAGAUUUGGGUUGUUUGGUCCGACAGCUUUCACUGGACCAAUUUGAGAAUGAAAGCAGAAGAAUGCAUCCCUCAAGCAAUGAUCAAUCAUAUCCAGCCAAGAAAGCAUUAAACAGACAAAGGUCCCCACAAGGUUUGCAUAAGAAGGUUAUUUCAUUCUUACUUAAGCCAAGGAAUUGGAGGGCUCCUGCUGAAAGGGCUUUUUUCCUUGACUCAUACGAAGUUGGAGAGUUAUGUUAUGCUGCUGAGCAGAUUUUUAUGCAGGAGCCAACUGUUUUACAAUUAAAAGCACCAAUUAAAGUGUUUGGUGAUCUUCAUGGGCAAUUUGGGGACCUAAUGCGUCUUUUUGAUGAAUAUGGUUACCCAUCAACUGCUGGUGACAUAACGUAUAUCGAUUAUCUCUUCUUGGGAGACUAUGUUGACCGAGGUCAGCACAGUCUGGAAACAAUUACAUUACUUCUUGCUCUUAAAAUAGAGUACCCUGAAAAUGUUCACUUGAUUAGGGGAAAUCAUGAGGCUGCUGACAUCAAUGCACUUUUUGGGUUUCGCCUUGAAUGCAUCGAGAGAAUGGGUGAAAGUGAUGGCAUAUGGGCUUGGACAAGAUUCAAUCAACUGUUUAAUUAUCUCCCACUUGCUGCCAUGAUAGAAAAGAAAAUAAUUUGCAUGCAUGGUGGUAUAGGGAGGUCAAUAAACACUAUUGAGCAAAUUGAGAAACUUGAACGGCCUAUUACCAUGGAUGUUGGAUCUAUUAUUCUCAUGGACCUUUUAUGGUCUGAUCCUACAGAAAAUGAUAGUGUGGAGGGUUUGAGACCAAAUGCACGAGGACCUGGCUUGGUAACAUUUGGGCCUGAUCGGGUUACUGAAUUCUGUAAACGAAAUAGACUGCAAUUAAUCAUAAGAGCCCAUGAGUGUGUUAUGGAUGGGUUUGAGCGUUUUGCACAUGGACAAUUGAUCACUUUAUUUUCAGCCACUAAUUAUUGUGGUACCGCGAACAAUGCUGGGGCCAUACUUGUGGUGGGCAGGGGACUAGUUAUUGUUCCAAAGUUAAUUCAUCCACUUCCUCCUCCAGUUAAUUCUCCUGAGUCUUCCCCAGAACGUGCCAUGGACGCCACAUGGAUGCAGGAACUUAACAUACAGCGGCCACCUACACCAACUAGAGGACGGCCACAGUCUGCUAGUGACAGAAAUUCUCUUGCUUAUAUAUGAUACAUCGGUAAACCGCCUCCAGCUUCUUGAUCUUUCUUGACCAAGAUUUCUUUUCCGGUCGCAAGGGUACAUACAUUAUACCUCAAACAACCAGCAGCGAAGCAUCCACAUCGCAGGCUCCUGUUAGUCAAAGAUGUUCAUCUGGUGGUUAGUUCAUUGUGACGUUUCAGUGUUCAGUGUAGUUGAUAUGACUUCAGCUCCUCGAUGGGAAGCUCCACAACUGUUCAGAGCUUCGAAUCAUAUAAGCGAAGCUACGUGCCUCCAGUCCCUUCUACAAUUUAGGACAGAAUUGAAUGAUGAGCAAUAGUCGAGUUGUAUGUACUUUGGGUGGUUUACCUGUAACUUUAGUGUACAUGGUUAGUUCAUUGUUUUACCUGAGAAGUAAGAAGGUUGUAAUGACUGUACACCAUGUCCCCAUUGUUGGGACGCUGCUUGCACAGCGCAGCUAUACAAGGUACCGAAGUUAGGUUGGACGGAGAGCUUUGAGGCUUUAUCCAGUUGCUCUUUGUGGAGCGUGAUGAAUGUUUGUAAGUGAAACCGUGUUGUGAUUAAUUAAAAUUUAUAGGUGUGUGAACAAUAAAUUAUGCUGUGCUUAGUUCAAGUUCAGUGGUGGAUUGAUGUUGCCUGAUAAACAGAGAAAAAAAGGUGCAAGUGUUUGAUC
Molecule: messenger RNA, 3436 nt
Organism: Oryza brachyantha (malo sina)
Lineage: Eukaryota; Viridiplantae; Streptophyta; Magnoliopsida; Poales; Poaceae
Product: serine/threonine-protein phosphatase BSL1 homolog
Exons: 21
Coding region: 124-2775 (883 amino acids)
Biological process (GO): brassinosteroid mediated signaling pathway
Molecular function (GO): phosphoprotein phosphatase activity; protein binding
Source: RefSeq, a predicted model, not a curated record